GUCCAUGAUGCUCCCAGCAGCGGCUCCCAGCUCCUCUCCUGCCCGCUGACACCGUCACCAUGAGCGUCCACUGCAGAGAAGUCAUCACCCUCCAGCUCGGACAUUAUUCCAACUUCGUCGGGACUCACUGGUGGAAUUUGCAGGAUGCGUCUUUGUCGUACGAUCCCGAGUCGCCUCCGGGUGAGAUCCAGAGCGACGUGGUGUUUCGUGAAGGACAGACUCUUGGCGGACACGUCACCUACACGCCGCGGCUCAUCGCCAUGGAUCUCAAAGGAAGUCUUCGUACUCUGCGGCAGGAGGGAAGUCUGUAUGAUGCAGGCAAAGACACGGCAGCCGUCACAUGGGAUGGAAGCCUCCUGAUGCACAAAGAAAGUCCUCCUGCAAAGAACUCGUUUCUUGAAGAUCUGGACAAGUUGGACAAGGGGGAGAUCCUGGCCGAGGUCGACUUCUCCUCCAGCCCUCAGCGUUCAGCAGCAGCAGCCGGCGGCGCCGGCGGCUCGGUGAGCGUCGAGUCGGUCAACAGCCGCCUGGCUCGAGUCCAGAAGGGCUACCGGCUGGAGGGCAGCGUCAAGGUCUGGUCCGACUUCCUGCGGAUCCACCUGCAUCCCAGAACCAUCUCCGUCAUCCACCAGUACAACCACGACGGGGAGGCUCACCGUCUGGAGGCCUUCGGUCAGGGAGAGUCUCUGCUGCAGGGCUCGGUUCUGGAGGAGCUGGAGGACAAACUGCACUUCUUUGUGGAGGAAUGUGAUUAUUUACAGGGCUUCCAGGUUUUCUGCGACCUGGCCGAUGGUUUUUCAGGUCUGGGAUCGAAGGUGACGGAGAUGCUGCAGGACUCGUACGGUGGUCGAGGCAUCCUGACCUGGGGCUUGGUGCCCGUCAGCCGGCCCGACUCGACUCCGGUGAAGGACCUCUACCACCUGCUGAACUGCACUCUGGGGACCGUCCACAUGGCCAACCACAGCUCCUUCUUCUGCCCGCUGACGCUGCGUGGAGGUCUGGGCAGGAGGCCUUCACCUCCCACCACCUUCAGCCACCUCAGCUAUGACCCCUCGCUCUGGUACCACUCCAGCUCCGCCCUGGCCUUGGCCCUGGACGCCCUCACGGUGCCGUACAGGCUGAGGAACAACAGCGUCCCCAUGUGGCAGGUGGCCGACACGCUGGCCGUGUCCGGGAGGAAGGUGGUGGCUGCGUACGGCGCCGUGCCCUUUCCCAUGAUGCACGGCGGCUCGCUGCCUGACGCUCUGAGCGCGUGCAGCGACGCCCCGCCCUGGAAGCCUCUGUCGGCCUGUCCUGAGGCCGCCGACGGUCGAUGCUACGGCCAGUGGGCGACGCUGAAGGGCUUCGAGGGCCAGAAACUGAUCAGCUCUCUGGCUCCAGGGACCAAACCCCCGACGCCCCUCCACAGCCUCCACAGCGGCGAGGACGUCCUGGCCUCCUACGUGGCGUCCUUCUACCCGUCGGCUCCUCUAGCUCUGCAGCUGGUGGCGACUCCCAGUAAACUCACGCCGCCGUUCCCUCAGAUCUUCAGCCCGGCGCUCGACGCUCAGGGCUUCCUGCAGAGCCAGACGCCUCCGGCCGGCAGUCCGGUUCCCCCUGUCUCCUCGGUGCCCGUCCUGACAUCGCUCCAGUCGGGCCCGGCCCUUGGCUCCUGGCUGUCGGAGCUUCACCGCGGCGCCGUGGCCUUCGACAUCCGCCGAGUGGCGCCCAGCUUCCUCUCUCAGGGCCCCGAACUCGCCGACUACCAGGAAGCUCUGGAGCAGCUCCGCCUGCAGGCCCGCUGUUACCGUGACGACAGCGCCGGCGUGAUGCGCUCUUCCUCCGAGGACGAGGAGGACGACUGACCUGAACAGACUUUAUUCACCGGAUGGAGCUGGCGUUACGCUUUCUCACAUCGCUGUUUAUAUGUAAUUAAAUGUAUUUUAUACCGAG
Stegastes partitus (bicolor damselfish) is the source of this 1932-nucleotide messenger RNA. It is a transcript of the gene msto1, whose product is annotated as misato mitochondrial distribution and morphology regulator 1. The record is from RefSeq and is a predicted model, not a curated record. The coding region runs from base 60 to 1844 and encodes 594 amino acids. Gene Ontology annotation, cellular component: cytoplasm; mitochondrion. Gene Ontology annotation, biological process: mitochondrion organization. Lineage: Eukaryota; Metazoa; Chordata; Actinopteri; Pomacentridae. The transcript is spliced from 14 exons.